Molecule: messenger RNA, 813 nt
Organism: Nematocida minor
Lineage: Eukaryota; Fungi; Microsporidia
Exons: 1
Coding region: 1-813 (270 amino acids)
Source: RefSeq, a predicted model, not a curated record
AUGCUGAGCAAGAAAGUGACACAGAGCGGCCUAGAGUACUACGACAACAACAUUCUUUCGUCUUCUGUUUUUAUCCUGGUGGGAGGCUUAGGUGACUCUAUGGAUGGCUUCUAUGUGGACAGCAUGAUGCAAUUUGGUAUUAAGAACAACCACAGAGUGCUAAGUGUAGGGCUACGAUCUAUGCCUCACUAUGGCCUGUACACAAUAGACGAUGAUGUGCAGGAUAUAAACAGCUUCUACACUGACUUAGAGAUAGAAGGGUACGAGUACGUGUGGUUCAUAGGCCACUCAACAGGCUGCCAAGUUCUAAUGCUCUAUUCGAUGCGUAAGAAAAUGAAAGAAAAUGAAACAAUAGUACUGCAGGCUCCAGUGAGCGACAGAGAACACGCAGAAAGCAAAAGCGUAAAUGUAAAAGAAAAAAUAAAAGUAGCACAGAAGCUGGUAGAGAUGAUGAAUGAGAACGAAGGAAUGAUUCUUUAUUUGAGCCACGAAGAGGGUAUAAUUAGAGCAGAUAGAUUUAUAAGCUUGUUUAUGGAGGGAGGAAAAGAAGAUUUCUUUUCAUUGGGGCAAAGCACCAAACAUUUGAACCCAUCGAAUGCCAAAAUAUUCAGUAUACUCAGCACUGAAGAUGAAUAUGUUGUGUCUCCUAUUGAUAAGAUAGUAGAGCACUUGAAGAGCAUAGCUGGAAUGGAGGAUGUGUAUCUGGUUAGGUCUAACCACGGGUUUACAGGAGAACACGGAAGCACUGGUCUUUCUGAUUUUCUGCAGAUUAUCAGUUGUAUUAUUGCUAAAUCAGGAUACAUUAAUAAAUAG